CUAUUUCUUAGCACAGUCACAUUUUGUCCACUCCUAAAAGUGAACACUAUCUCCCAAUUAUCAGCAUGGCAAAGAUCGCUUUCAUUCUCGCUGCAUUUGUGGCCGUAGCCCUCGCUGAACCACCGAAAGCUGUUCCCAUUGUGGAAUACACUAAUCAACGCACGGACGAUGGACAAUACGACCUAAAAUACGUAUCAGGAGACGGUACUAUUGUUACUUCCAAGGGUGUUUUGAAACCCACUGCUGAUGGAAAGGACAACGUUCUUGUAUACACUGGAUCUUAUCAGUACACUGCUCCUGAUGGAGCUCCCGUCAGCCUGAGCUACGUAGCUGAUGUAGAUGGUUUCCGUGUUAGCGGAACUCACGUGCCACAGGCCCCACUUGCUUAAAUUUUCAUUUUUGUACUAUGGAAUAAAAUUGAUCAUCCAAUUCCAAGUGAUGAAGAUUAAUUAAAAAAAAUUGC
Molecule: messenger RNA, 463 nt
Organism: Cephus cinctus (wheat stem sawfly)
Lineage: Eukaryota; Metazoa; Arthropoda; Insecta; Hymenoptera; Cephidae
Product: endocuticle structural glycoprotein SgAbd-2-like
Exons: 3
Coding region: 66-389 (107 amino acids)
Cellular component (GO): chitin-based extracellular matrix
Molecular function (GO): structural constituent of chitin-based larval cuticle
Source: RefSeq, a predicted model, not a curated record